Messenger RNA from Prunus armeniaca (apricot), 2175 nucleotides. NCBI's taxonomy places the organism in Eukaryota, Viridiplantae, Streptophyta, Magnoliopsida, Rosales, Rosaceae. The record is from the annotation of a GenBank genome assembly.
AUGGCUCCUCCAAGUCUUCUUCUUGGUCCCCCAGAGUUCAGAAACCCAAAGCCAAAGCCAAUCGCAGCAGCAACCCAAACCCAAUCGACUGACCCCUUCGUUGACCUCAUGGUUGCCAAUUACAACGACUCAGCCAAGGCUCCAAUUAUCGCACCUCCAAUGGGCUUCACUGAGAACCGUUCUGCCACGUUUCUCGCCUCCGGCAACCCCUGCGUCGAUUUCUUCUUCCAUGUUGUGCCAUCCACGCCGGCCUCCUAUUUCAACCAACAGCUCCCGCUCGCCUGGGCCCACGACGACCUAACCACCCUCAAGCUCAUCUGCAACCUCAGAGGCGUGCGCGGCACUGGAAAGUCCGACAAGGAAGGCUUCUACACUGCGGCGUUUUGGCUCCACAAGCACCAUCCCAAAACCCUCGCCUGCAACGUUGCGUCUCUAGCCGAGUUUGGGUAUUUCAAAGAUCUGCCUGAGAUCCUGUACCGCCUUCUACAAGGCGAAGACGUGAGGAAGACCCAAAAGGCCGAGUGGUCGAUGAGAAAAGGCGGGGCGUGUAGGAUUGGUAGGCGUGGUAGGCGGGGGCUAAAUCAUCUGAGACCACCCUACAGAGGUGGCGUUUCACCAUCACCACCCUACUACGGAGGUGGCUUUGCACCACCAGCACCCUACGGAGGUGGCCCCGAUGGGCUGAGACCACCCUACAGAGGUGGCGUUUCACCAUCACCACCCUACUACGGAGGUGGCUUUGCACCACCAGCACCCUACGGAGGUGGCCCCUAUGGGCUGAGACCACCCUUUGGGGGCGGGCUCAAGUCAAGUAGCAGUGCGGUGAAGGGGCGCCGGUCAAGUAAUCGGAAAGGGGAUGUGCACUCUAGAGAGGCCCGGAUAAAAAGGGCAAUGGAAAGGGCACAAUUGGAGAAGGAAAAGGCGAGCUCUUUGAGAAGAGAGAAGAAGAUCAGCAUGGCCCAGAAAGCCCUUGGGAGGUACCAACGUGACCCAGAUUUUCGGUUUCUGUACGAGCGUGUUUCAGAUCUUUUCGCCGAGUGUUUGAAGUCCGAUAUUGAAAACUUCAACUCCAAUCAGUACAAGAAGAUAACCCUGGCUGCCAAGUGGUGUCCUUCUAUCGAUUCAUCCUUCGACCGAGCCACUUUGCUAUGUGAAAGCAUCGCCAGGAAGGUCUUCCCGCGAGAAUCAUACCCAGAAUAUGAAGGUGUUGAGGACGCCCAUUACGCCUACAGAGUCCGAGACCGGCUGAGGAAGGAUGUGUUGGUGCCGUUGAGGAAGGUGUUGGAGUUGCCAGAGGUUUAUAUAGGUGCCAAUCAAUGGGGUUCCAUUCCUUACAACCGAGUGGCCUCUGUGGCCAUGAAGUUUUACAAGGAGAAGUUCCUUAAGCAUGAUGAAGAGAGGUUUAAGAAGUAUUUGGAGGACGUCAAAGCUGGCAAGUCCACGAUUGCAGCAGGUGCUUUGCUUCCACAUGAGAUCAUAGAGUCUCUGAAUCAUGGAGAUGGCGGGCAAGUGGCUGAGCUUCAAUGGAAGAGAAUGGUGGAUGACAUGCUGAAGCAAGGCAAGAUGAACAACUGCUUGGCUGUGUGUGACGUCUCUGGAAGCAUGAAUGGGACACCCAUGGAGGUGUCGGUGGCUUUGGGACUGUUGGUGUCUGAACUGAGUGAAGAGCCAUGGAAGGGAAAGGUCAUCACUUUCAGUGCAAGACCUGAGCUUCAUUUGAUACAAGGCGAUGAUCUUAUGUCCAAGUGUGAGUUUGUGAGGACGAUGGAAUGGGGCGGGAACACUAAUUUUCAAAAGGUGUUUGAUUUGCUUCUGCAAGUGGCAGUGAAGGGGAGACUGAAGCCAGAGCAUAUGAUAAAGAGGAUCUUCGUGUUCAGCGACAUGGAGUUUGAUCAGGCUUCAACCAAUAGGUGGGAGACUGAUUAUCAGACAAUUCAGAGGAAGUAUAAUGAGAAAGGAUAUGGGAAUGCCAUACCGCAGAUUGUGUUUUGGAAUCUAAGGCACUCUUUGUCUACGCCAGUGCCUAGCACACAACCAGGGGUGGCGCUGUUGAGUGGCUAUUCAAAGAAUUUGAUGAAGUUGUUCUUGGAUAAUGAUGGAGAAGUUCGCCCAGACAGUGUCAUGGAACAAGCCCUCUCCGGCGAAGAAUAUCAGAAGUUGCUUGUGCUGGAUUGA